Messenger RNA from Lactuca virosa, 924 nucleotides. The record is from the annotation of a GenBank genome assembly. Lineage: Eukaryota; Viridiplantae; Streptophyta; Magnoliopsida; Asterales; Asteraceae.
AUGCCAGUAAUCUCGAAGGGUGUUAUGAAGAAGACCAAGCCAACAAAGGAAAGUUUGAUACCACAUACUUCUAAUAAGCAAGUCGAACUAGAAAAAAUGCCCUUGGUCAUGAAAAGAAUGUAUAGACGUUUGAUGAAUCGUGAAGCUCAUGAUGAUGCGAUUUAUGUUGAAGCCGAACCUGGGAUCCUUGGAGCUCAGAAAUUGAAACGUACUUUUUACCCCGAGGGAUUUUACGUCUGUUUGAAUAAAAUGGGCUUGAUAUUAGUGUCAAACUUGGUUUCAAUCAUGUUACAUUCAAUGUUUGAAACACGUGGUGGUAAUAAAAGUGAACAAAUGUGCUUUCAUUUCCCCGAGCGUGAUUCAGGAACCGAUAUGCGAGUCAAAUCGCGAGGGUGUUGGUAUAUCUUGGAUUCCCAAAAAAAUCCGGAUGAGAAGCUCGUGGAGAACUACAUAGUCGUGAAAUAUGUCGAAGAGGAUGUUGCAAGGCUUAAGGAAGAUAUCGACACAACACAUCCAAUGAAUUGGACACUUGUCAAGCAACCUCGCAUAACUAAGAGUAUGCCAGUAAUCUCGAAGGGUGUUAUGAAGAAGACCAAGCCAACAAAGGAAAGUUUGAUACCACAUACUUCUAAUAAGCAAGUCGAACUAGAAAAAAUGCCCUUGGUCAUGAAAAGAAUGUAUAGACGUUUGAUGAAUCGUGAAGCUCAUGAUGAUGCGAUUUAUGUUGAAGCCGAACCUGGGAUCCUUGGAGCUCAGAAAAUUGAAACCAUGUUACAUUCAAUGUUUGAAACACGUGGUGGUAAUAAAGUGAACAAAUGUGCUUUCAUUUCCCCGAGCGUGAUUCAGGAACCGAUAUGCGAGUCAAAUCGCGAGGGUGUUGUAAGUUACAUUGUUGAUGCAAUGCGCUUCCAUAAAGACAAAUAG